AUGCAGCUUACCAGCAUCUUCGCUAUCUUCGCUCUCACCGCCGUCGGCGUUGUAGCUGCUCCCAACAGGCCCGCGCCCCCAGCCAAGCCAGCACCACCCCCAAAGCCCGCUCCCCCGGUCAUCAACAACCAAGCGAACACCUGCUCCUCCGGAUCUCCCUACUGCUGCUCUCCCACCGUUGGAGAUGUUAAGUCUGGUGGAACAUCCAGCGGAACAACCUGCAAGCUGGCGACUACUCAAUGCCAGUCGGUCAGCAUCUGCUGCAACAACGCCCAGAACGGCGGCGGCACUGCCUCCCUCCAGCAGCCCGUACUGUUUGUUUAA
Molecule: messenger RNA, 324 nt
Organism: Boeremia exigua
Lineage: Eukaryota; Fungi; Ascomycota; Dothideomycetes; Pleosporales; Didymellaceae
Product: hydrophobin 1
Exons: 3
Coding region: 1-324 (107 amino acids)
Source: RefSeq, a predicted model, not a curated record